Messenger RNA from Colletotrichum godetiae, 1733 nucleotides. RefSeq names its product major facilitator superfamily transporter. Gene Ontology annotation, biological process: transmembrane transport. The record is from RefSeq and is a predicted model, not a curated record. The transcript is spliced from 12 exons. Gene Ontology annotation, cellular component: membrane. Gene Ontology annotation, molecular function: transmembrane transporter activity. The coding region runs from base 110 to 1627 and encodes 505 amino acids. Lineage: Eukaryota; Fungi; Ascomycota; Sordariomycetes; Glomerellales; Glomerellaceae.
GAACGGAAAGCCACAGAAAUUGAGUUCGUAGAUAAACCCACCAAACUCCGUCGCGAAAAGUUGACGUGGGCAGAUCCAUGCUUCACAUCACGUCUCUCUUCUAGACACAAUGUCGCUUCCUCACGAAAAGAACCCGAAAGGCGCCGUCUUCAUCGGGGAGAGCGAGAAUGAAAACCAUGAUGGAGUCAAAGAAACACAACAGGCAGAUACAGAUAGAGAAGCAUAUGUCGAAUCCAAGAGAACGUGGAAAUCAUUUUUCUGGUCAACACUCGAUGUUCCGAAAGAUGAGGCACGAUUCCUUACGAAGCUAGAUUUGACACUCAUAUCAGCAUCGGCUCUCGGCGUAAUGUGUCGCUAUCUCGACCAAGUCAAUAUCACGAAUGCUUUCAACAGUGGUAUGAAAGAGGAUCUUUCGUUAUAUGGAAAGGAGCUCAACUACGCCAACGCUAUCUGGAGUGCAGCUUACGUCUUCGGGCAAAUACCGUCAAACCUGCUUCUCACUCGAGUUAAUGCUCCGCUUUACAUUGCCUUCCUUGAGUUUGCAUGGACAGUCUUCACAUUUGCCACCGCAGGUGUCAAAGAUGUCAACCAGCUUUACGUAUUCCGUUUUUUCGUCGGCUUGUUUGAAGCAGGGCACUUCCCAGCCGUCAUGUACGUGUGUUCGAGUUACUACAAGCCGCAUGAACUUGCGCGGCGUAACACGCUGAUCCAAGUAUUUACCUCCGUCGGGCCACUUUUCUCCGGCUUCUUGAUGGCUGCCGUGUAUGCCGGCUUGGACGGAAAGAGUGGUCUCCCGGGCUGGCGAUGGAUGUACAUCGUUUGCGGUUGCAUUUCCCUCCCUUGUGCGAUAUGGACUGCGUUUGCCAUGCCUCAACUGCCUUCUCGGGCUAAAGCGAAUUGGAUUUUCACCGGAAAGGAAGUUGAGCUGGCCCGUGCUAGGAUGCCAACUGAAGUCAAACCGCACACUGGACUGUUCAAGUGGAAGGAUGUCAAACGCUGGCACACAACGUGGCACGUCUACCUCUUCCCGCUGUUCUUCACGUUUCUUGCACAGCUGGGCCAGUCCGGAGGAUCAAUGAUCUUCUGGGUCAAAAGCUACAACGUAGCCGAGAAGCCACCUCGCUUUUCCGUAGCAGAGAUCAAUAUUAUCCCACUCGGAAUCAACAUUAUUUCCAUCUUCGCAACCCUGGUCAACUCUUGGGUAUCGGACAGCUUGCCUGGAGCAGCUCGAUGGCCUGGUAUGUUGUUUGCCAGCGUGAUGGCCAUUAUCUUCCCCAUUGCACUGGCAGCCACACCCGUGCACCCAGAAAACAUCGCAACUCGAUGGGCAUUGUACUACCUCACGGCUCUAGCAGGCACGUGCGCUGGCAUCACAUGGACAUGGGUGAACGAAACAAAUAGACACGAUCCCGAAAAGAGGGCAUACGUGUCUGCCAUGAUGAACGCGUUUGCCUACAUUUUCACGGCUUGGGUGCCUAUUUUUACAUUCCCUGCCAAUCUCCAGCCGUACAUCGUCACUGGUAACUACAUUACAGCUGGUUUCGGAGCAGCGGCCGCGGUGACUGUACUCGUUAUCCGCCACUUCUACAACCGGGAUAUGAAAAGACAAUACGACCUCAAGAUCUGAUAGCGCUUCGGCUUCAGAGAUCAAAAGCGGUAGACGCAUCUUUUGGUCACAAGGCUUGCGUUGGUGUUCGUGGGCUCAAUAUCAUAAGUCAGGUGGUCAGCACAGC